CAGGGAGAGAGGACUGACCAUCUGUUUUCUUCUCUUUAGAAUAUUCCCCAUUUAUCGCUGACUCUUUUCUGUCAUUAUUUAUUUAACCCCCCCUUCCCUCAUUCUCCUCUAAUCCUCUCCCUGAGAUACUCUUCAACCUCUGCCUCCUGCUUCCUUCUCUCUUACAAGCACCAGGCCUUGGAUUUCUGUACUUUCACAUCUCAGAUUAGCCCUGCUGUUCCAUCAUGGCAGGCCAACCUCUGGCCUGCCAACUGCAGGAGGAGGUGACCUGCCCCAUCUGCAUGGAAAUUCUACAAGAUCCUGUCACCAUUGACUGUGGGCACAACUUCUGCCUGCAGUGUAUCAGUCAGGUUGGAAAAACGUCAGAAAAGAUCCAAUGUCCUCUCUGCAAACUCUCUGUGAAUAAGAAUACGUUCAGGCCCAAUAAGCUGCUGGCUAGUCUUGCAGAGAAGAUCCAAAGUAUGGAUCCUGCUGACAUCCAAGCAGAAAAGGAAGACUCAAGAUGUCAGAGGCACAAGGAAAAGCUACAUUACUUCUGCGAGCAGGAUGGGGCAUUCCUCUGUGUGGUGUGUCGUGACUCCAAGGACCACAAGUCUCACAAUGUCACCUUGAUAGAUGAGGCUGCCCAGAACUACAAGGUGCAGAUUGAGUCACAGGCCCAAGAUUUGGGGCAAAAGGACAAGAAAAUAAUUGAAGAGAAAAAACAAGGUGAAGGGGCAAUCUGGGCGUUCAGGGCCCAGGUGGAUCUAGAGAAACUAAAGAUCCAUGAGGAAUUCAAGCUCCUGCGCCAGAGACUAGAUGAGGAAGAGAGUUUCCUCCUGUCCAGGCUGGACUGGCUGGAGCAGCAGGGAGCCAAGCAGUUGAGACAAUAUGUCACUGUGACAGAGAAGCAGCUGAACUCUCUAAGGAAGCUCACUAAAUCCUUGAAAAUAAGGCUGCAAUCAUCAUCCAUGGAGCUACUAAAGGACAUUAAAGACGCCUUGAGCAGGGGUAAGGAAUUUCAGUUUCUCAACCCAAACCCAGUUCCUGAGGACCUGGAGAAAAAAUGCAGUGAAGCAAAAGCAAGGCAUGAGUCCAUCAUAAAAACCCUGACAGAACUCAAAGACGAUAUGAAUGCCGAAGGGAAGAGAGAUAAAAGCGCAUUCAUGAACAGCCUGAAUAAAGAAGAAAAGGAGAGCUGGAGCCUGUUACAGAAGAAUAAUUCAGUGUUGCCCACCUCAGUCCCUGUGACCCUGGACAAGUCCUCAGCUGACCCAGACCUCACCUUUUCUCAGGAUCUAAAGAAAGUGACCUUGUAUAUUGUAGCUGGAAAAGCUUCCAAUAGGCAGGCAAAACCUCGACCAUUCUACCCUUUCCACUGUGUGAGGGGUUCCCCAGGCCUCUCCUCAGGCCGCCAGGUGUGGGAGGCAGAAAUCCGGGGGCCCUCAGGUGGGGCAUGCAUUGUGGGCGUGGUUACAGAGUUGGCGCGAGGGGCCCAGAGUCAAACCGUGAGCGCGCAGAGCUACAUAUGGGCACUGCGGAUCUCGCCCUCUGGAUGCCAGCCAUUCACCAAUUGUAAAGCCCAGGAGUACCUCCAGGUCUGUCUUAAGAAAGUGGGUGUCUAUGUGAAUCAUGACUGUGGAGAGGUCGUCUUCUAUGAUGCCAUCACUAGCAAACACAUCUAUACUUUCCAAACUUCCUUUGACGGGAAGGUCUUCCCCCUUUUCGGGCUCCAAGUUGCCUGCAGCCAUAUCACCCUGAGCCCUUAGGGCUGCUCGCUUGUGUGUUCCUCAGUCUCUUCCCACCUAUCACUCAGGACGGGAUGAGACAAAUGGUAGAAGUGAAGUGUGGCCCUACUCUGACACUCUACAUGCCACACAAUCACCUGAUGUUUCCUCUCCCUGUCUCCCCCAAGUAGAGAAGACAGUGGAAUACCCCCCAAAGACUAUACACGAGGUUUUUCAGUGCUGCACUUGGUAGCAGGACCUCAGAAAAGCUUCUGGCUGCACCCUGCUGACACAGGGGUGCAAGGCGCUGUCCAACACAUUGGCUGCUGCUUUCUCUACUGUAUUACCUGAAACUCUUGUGACUCAUCCUUUCCUGAGAUCUGAGAACCAGAGGUUGUACAGAGUCGGCCAGUUCUGUGCCAAUGCCCCGUUUGUAGAUUUGGACAAUCUACAAUCAAGAAUAAAACCUUUUGACAUUUCAAAGCAACUUUGUCAUCCUCAACAGCUCUGUCUUCUAAUUAAAAGCAAAAUUGUAAACCACC
Mus musculus (house mouse) is the source of this 2248-nucleotide messenger RNA. RefSeq names its product tripartite motif-containing 31 (gene Trim31). Gene Ontology annotation, cellular component: cytoplasm; mitochondrion. Gene Ontology annotation, biological process: host-mediated suppression of symbiont invasion; positive regulation of DNA-templated transcription; protein ubiquitination. The transcript is spliced from 8 exons. The coding region runs from base 225 to 1748 and encodes 507 amino acids. NCBI's taxonomy places the organism in Eukaryota, Metazoa, Chordata, Mammalia, Rodentia, Muridae. Gene Ontology annotation, molecular function: ubiquitin protein ligase activity; zinc ion binding. The record is from RefSeq and is marked provisional.